Molecule: messenger RNA, 2220 nt
Organism: Xiphophorus maculatus (southern platyfish)
Lineage: Eukaryota; Metazoa; Chordata; Actinopteri; Cyprinodontiformes; Poeciliidae
Gene: traip
Product: TRAF interacting protein
Exons: 15
Coding region: 460-1806 (448 amino acids)
Source: RefSeq, a predicted model, not a curated record
GCAACAAAACUGACGCACAAAUAGCACCGUGAACGCACCAUAUGGGGGCGGGGCUUCCGUUUGAAAGUCUAGCGGGGAAACACACACAGAUGGAGGAAGUGUUGUGUGACUGUUAGCUAGCUGUGGUUUGAGUUACAAUGUGGCGCUAACCAGUUUCAAAUAAAGCUUUACGGAUAUGUUUAGGGAUGCUUGAGGUUGUUACGAAGGACUGUGCUGUAACUUAGCGUCUCUAUUUAGUAAAUAUGAACACCGGUAAUGUAGGUGCUAGCUCCGUUGCUGUUGUAGCUGUCACUACGUCUCAUGAGACGACAACACUCAUUUUAAAAUAUGUCCUGUUAAGCACGCUGAUAGUUGGUGAGAUAAUAACGCAGUAAAGUCGUAACGUGAACCGUUUGUUGUUUCUUUCAUAUAUAACGCGAACAGGUCGGGCCUUUUUUUCUUUUCCGGCUUUUUAAAAAAAUGCCCAUUUUCGCCUAUUGUACAAUCUGCUCGGACAUCUUUGAUCACGCCAGAGAUGUGGCUGCCAUUCACUGCGGACACACUUUUCACUACGAAUGUCUUCUUCAGUGGUUUCAGACCGCUCCUACCAAAACCUGUCCUCAGUGCAGGAAACAGGUCAGCACCAGACACAUCAUCAACAAACUGUUCUUUGACAUUGGAGGAGAGGGGGAGGAAGGGUCUGCAGACCCAGAGAGCCUGCAGAAUGAGAUUGAUCGAAUGAAGGCACUGCUAAGCUCUAAAGAUCGAGACUGGCGGGAGAAACAGAAGGAAAUGGACGGCUUGAAGGACACGGUCAACAAGCAGAGGAGAGACCUGGACGCCAUGCGGAAAGAGGUCAUGGAAAAGGAGAUGCUCUGCGUCGCUCUCAAAAAGCAGAUGGUUUAUUUGGAGACGCAGCAGAACGAAAUUCAGGUGGCGAAGGAGGAGGUCCGCAGACUGAGGGGCAAAAUGAAAACCUUUGAAGGCCUGAAUGUGCUGCUGCAGGGUCAGCGAGGCGAAGUGGAGUCCAUGAUCACAGAUAUGGGUGUGAGCCAGGCAGCAGUGGAGCAGCUCUCCAUCUACUGCAUCUCUCUGAAGAAAGAAUAUGAUAACCUCACAGGAAGACUCAAGUCUUCAAACGACAUGUGCGAGAAGCUGAAGAGAGAAGUUCUCUCCUCAGACAGCAAGCUGCAGAAGGCUUCCCGGGAGGCGCUUCAGCUCAAAGAGGAGUUGAAGUCUCUGCAGAAAGACCUGGUCGGCGCCGACAAGGAGAUCUCCAGUCUCAAGAAGAAAGUGGAGUUUCUCCAGAAGACUCUGAGCACGCCGACACGCACCAACGAAGCCCUCAGCAGGCUCGUCUUCGAAAGCCCGGCGCCUCUGGAACUGAAGCCCCCCAGCCUCCACCAGCCGGCGCACGGUGACGACAUCGACCUCAACAUGACCUAUGACAUCGCCACGCCCGACGUCUCGUCAAAGAGAUCGGCCCAGGUUCCCUCGAAGAAGAUGCGGCUGGAGCGACCUGGAACGUCUUCGUCAAAAUACGGAGAGAAACUUUCCUGUCUGAGCAAGAAUGAAGAUUCAACGCUUGAUCCUUUUUUGAGGAACUCCCUUCUGUUCAGAAAGAAGAUUCUUAGAAGCAUGUUGGACCCUCAGAAGAAGGCUGGAGUCGUCCAAACUGGCUACGAUGGAUUAGGAGGACGGACUAAAUUCAUCCAACCUUCUCCUUUAUCCGAGAUCCGGCCUCUGCUGAAAGCCAAAAGGAAAAAAGUAACUCGGCCUCCCUCUACGAUUCCAACAUGUCCGACUCUGGACAGCUUCCUGGAAUGAAGUCGGGACGUUUGGGGGAGAAACCAAUCAGUGGUGCUGCUGUGGGAGGGGGCCCACAGCAGGGGCACCAGAAGGAGGGACGGGUCAAGCGGCAGAACUUUGUAAUUACUUCUUUAUUAAAAGUCAGGAGAACGCACCUCAGAAAACAACAAAUGGUGCCUUUAUUUUUUAACAUCAACAUGUCUGAUGUAUAGUCUUUUUUUGUUGUGUGUUAUAAAUUUGUUUAGAACACAAAUUCAGUUUGUCCUGAACCAUUAUUAUUGUUGUUGAUUAGAACCAUUAUUGUCAGAGUUUAUUUUCCCGCUUUCAGAUGAUUUUCACGGCAUUAUGUCAUAAAGAUUCACAGUUAGAUUAAUUAUGUUAUAGUUUUUUGUUUUUUUUAAAUCUCUCGCUGAAUGUCAACCAGCUCAAAAA